Molecule: messenger RNA, 1539 nt
Organism: Lachancea nothofagi CBS 11611
Lineage: Eukaryota; Fungi; Ascomycota; Saccharomycetes; Saccharomycetales; Saccharomycetaceae
Source: the annotation of a GenBank genome assembly
AUGGCAGCCAACGAAGAGGCAAGGCAACAUGCGUUAGUGUUCAAAAACGAGGGAAAUGCUUUUAUAAAGGAGAAGAAGUAUACAGAAGCUGUAGAACGUUAUUCCAAAGCCAUCGAAUUAGAUGAUACUCAAUCGAUUUAUUUCUCGAACAGAGCUUUUGCGAGACUAAAGCUCGACAACUUCCUCACAGCAGUGGAGGAUUGUGACAAAGCAAUUAAUCUCGAUCCCAAGAACAUCAAAGCACUCCACAGGAGAGGUCUUUCGCACGUAGGCCUGUUGAACUUUUCUCUUGCACGUAAAGAUUUCAAAAAACUUUUGCUCCUGAAGCCAAAGGAACCCACUGCUGUAAAGGCUUUGGAGGCCUGUGAGAAAUUCAUUCGACAGGAAAAGUUUAAUAAAGCAAUCAGCGGUGAUGGCGAUGAAAUCAAAGUCAACUUGUGCGCCAAAGUACAACUGUCCUCAUUUGAUGGUAAUGCCGACAUUUUGAACUACCAAGGGCACCAACUUGACAUCUCACAACUGACAAACGAGAGACAGGAACCCACAGGCGCUCUAAUAACCAACAUGUCUCAAGAGUUUAUUUCCUACAUGGUCAACGAUCUAUUUUUAAAGGGCAAAAACUUACCCAAGAAAUAUGUUGCUGCUAUUGUGUCGCACGCAGAGCGCCUUUUCCAUCAAGAACCACCGGUAGUUGAGCUCAGCAACGACUCGGAGACUGACGUCAAGAUUUCAGUCUGUGGGGACACUCAUGGUCAGUUCUAUGAUGUUUUGAACAUUUUCAAAACGUUUGGUAAAGUUGGCUCCAAACAUUCUUAUUUGUUUAAUGGCGAUUUUGUAGACCGUGGGUCAUGGUCUUGUGAAGUGGCUCUUUUGUACUACUGUCUGAAGAUUCUAUUUCCCAAUAACAUGUUUAUCAACAGGGGAAACCACGAAACAGACAACAUGAACAAAAUCUACGGUUUUGAAGAUGAGUGCAAAUACAAGUACUCUCCAAGGAUAUUUGAAAUGUUCUCUCAAAGUUUUGAGGCCCUUCCUUUGGCGACAGUCAUCAACGAAAAAUACCUUGUUAUGCACGGCGGGUUGAGUGCCGAUCAGUCCGUGACUCUGGAUGACAUUAAGAAAAUUGAUAGAUUUUCUCAACCACCAAGGGACGGUCCAUUCAUGGAGCUGCUGUGGUCAGAUCCACAGGCCAGUAAUGGCCUUGGACCUUCUGAACGUGGGCUCGGACAUUCAUUUGGACCUGACAUAACGGCCAGUUUUCUUGCGAAAAAUAAACUGUCCAAAAUAUUCAGAUCUCACGAAGUUAGAAUGGGAGGUAUCCUGUUUGAACAUGAAAAAAAACUGGCUACAGUUUUCAGCGCUCCAAACUAUUGCGAUUCACAAGGCAACUUGGGAGGUAUUAUUCACGUUGUCCCUGGAAUGGGUAUCAUUGGUCAAAAUGGAAAUGAUGAUGAGGACCUAAUAGUAGAGACUUUUGAAGCGGUAAAGCAUCCUGAAAUUAAACCCAUGGCUUACUCAAAUGGUGGGCUGGGAUUUUAG